AGGUACAUUAUAGUGCAUGCGUAAUAUGUAUAUGUAUUUGUAUGCUGUACGACUGGAUCGUAGAAAGGUUUUUCAAAAUAGUACAUCGAAAAAAGAAAUCCAAAUCUGUGUGAAUCAAUGCUGAUCAUUUGAAAGUAAGAUUGCUCUGCAUGAAAUGAUUAGUAGAAAUAGACAUCAUCCUUUGAUCAUAACAUGUAUCUCAACUGUGUGAAACCGAGAUCCACUUUUAUGGUUGGUUAUGGAAUAGGUUUCCUUGGUACGUUAUUCGUGUUCAUUUUUCAUGAUGCAUUUAGCGUUAGGUCUACUUGCGUAAGCACUUUGCCAAGCUCUGGUCUCGAUCGGAGAAGCACCCUUCUGAAAUGGCUUGUCGACACCUGGAACGACGAAGAAGAGACAGUUAUUCAGGCUUGGAAAGAUCAACCAUCGGGACAAAAUCCAACGUAUAACGAAUGGUUGAAAAGCGUGAAUAUGCGAGUUGAUAAGGUUGAUCUGGAUUCUUAUCUUUAUGGAGCAAAAAAAAAAAACGAAAAAUUGGAGUCCGAUUGGCUCGGCUCUAAUGUUCGAAUAACUUGCGUCAUAUUUGUAACAAAAGUAAAACUUGCAAGAUCUAUAUGGCACACAUGGGGAACACGUUGUAAUAACAUCUAUUUUUUUGGUAAAGAAAAGGAUGUUUUAGUGCCUAUAAUAACUUUUGAUACCAAGCUUGUAUCUUCGUGGCAACUAUUAUGCGAAGCAUUCAAUUAUGUUUGGAAGUCUAAUGAAAAUUUGGAGUGGGUCGUAUCGGUAAAAGACGAUACAUUGGUCAUUCCUGAAAAUCUACGGUAUAUGCUUGCUCCGUUGAAUCAUACGGACGAUCAUUAUUUAGGUCAUACGGUGGUAUUGUGGGGACAACCGUAUAAUGUCGCUAACGCAGGAUACGUAAUAAGCAUGGGAGUUUUAAGGAAAUUGGUAGAUAUGUUUGAUAAUUCUGAGAAGUGUAUAACCGGUGGCAAGUACUGGAAGCAAGAGGAUUAUUAUCUUGCUAAACAUUUGGCAUCUAUGGGAAUUUAUCCUUCGGAUACGAGAGAUCAGCGCUUACGGGGUACAUUCCAUGGGUACUCUUUGCAAUCGCUGUUGUGGGGUAUCGUUAAAACUGGUAGUUACUGGACUCGUGCUCUGUAUCCGAUACGAAACGAGUGUUGUUCUUUUAUGUCUGUCACUUUUAAUGUCGGAGAACCGGACAAAAUGUAUACCUUGAACUAUUUAUUAUACCACUUACACGUCUUGAAAAGAAAAAGUGUUUUCGGAGCUAAACGGCCAUUAAUGGUUAUACCCGACAAAGAUGUAUGGAAGAUCGCGCUAGAAGAAGAAUUUAAUAUCACGCAUUUGAAUAAUAUUUCUUCGGAUGCUUACUACGAAAUUUGGCAUUCAAAAUAUUCAGAGCCCGAGCAGCUAAUGAGCAAGGAUUAUCAACGUAAACUUUACGAUAGGACAAUUUAGCUAUCGAAUUUCUGCCUUCGAAAAUUGAGACGAAUUCCGAUAAGUAAAACAGACUUUUAAAAAGUCAUUUCUUUUCGUUUUAUCGUUAUAAUUAUUGUUCACGUAUUAUUUAUAUUGAUUUCAGAGAUUAUUAACAUACGAUACUCUACUAAAAUUUAAUUAUUUAUUUGCUUUAUUUUUUACAUAUAUAUGUAUACAUUUUUAAGGUUCUGGGUUUUAUAGUCGUGCGUUUACAGAUUAACAAGUCUCAUUGAUAUCGGUGCGGUAACACUGAGAAUGGUGCUAUUUGAUAAGUAUUUCCCUUGUUAUACCAUUGCUGCCUUAUCUAACUAAUUAGGAAGUUAUUAACGCUCGGAAUGACCGUGAUAAUCAAAUCGCAUUUCCAGGCUUAAAUGUGCGUAAAAAAUGUAGGAGAGUAUUUUCUACUUCGUGUGUACAACUUAAAUAAAAUUAUCGAUUUUCAUUCAAUAGAAAUUCGUGUACUCGGUGUUUUUUGAAGAGGCGAAAAAUAUAAUUGUUAGUUCUAUUUUGCGGAUACACACAUAGUACCUGAAAUAAUGUACAAUUGUUUUUAUGUAAAAAAGUUCGCACAAAGUGAUUGCAAUGUAACAUUCCUAUCGAAGACAAUAAAUACCGAAUGUUUCAGAA
Megalopta genalis is the source of this 2127-nucleotide messenger RNA. Its product is annotated as C1GALT1-specific chaperone 1-like protein. Gene Ontology annotation, cellular component: membrane. The record is from RefSeq and is a predicted model, not a curated record. Gene Ontology annotation, molecular function: N-acetylgalactosaminide beta-1,3-galactosyltransferase activity. NCBI's taxonomy places the organism in Eukaryota, Metazoa, Arthropoda, Insecta, Hymenoptera, Halictidae.